This is a messenger RNA of Daphnia carinata, 996 nucleotides long. Its product is annotated as exosome complex component RRP43-like. Lineage: Eukaryota; Metazoa; Arthropoda; Branchiopoda; Diplostraca; Daphniidae. The record is from RefSeq and is a predicted model, not a curated record. Gene Ontology annotation, biological process: U1 snRNA 3'-end processing; nuclear polyadenylation-dependent rRNA catabolic process; U5 snRNA 3'-end processing. Gene Ontology annotation, cellular component: nuclear exosome (RNase complex); cytoplasmic exosome (RNase complex). Bases 129 to 959 code for a protein of 276 amino acids. The transcript is spliced from 6 exons.
GUGAAACACAUGUUAAAUUGUUAUUAUUCUUCAUUACUUACUUGUUUCACUCAUUUCAGUGAUCCGUAUCAAGCCAUCAUUUUGUUUCGUUGUUGUGAGGAGUUAUCUUGUCUGGAGACAUAUCAAACAUGGCGACUGACCACAAAACAUUGCAGCCUCUGGAAUUCUACAAGACUUUUCUUGAUCGCAAGUCACGUCCUGAUGGCCGCAGUUUACUCGAAUUUCGUAAAAUGACUCUAAAUGCUGGUUCAAUUGGCACAGCAGAUGGAUCAGCCAUUGUCAAAUGUGGCAAUACCACAGUUGUAUGUGGCAUCAAAGCUGAAAUUGCAGCACCGGCAAUGGAUGAACCUGCAAAAGGCUUUAUUAUCCCUAACGUGACUCUACCUCCACUAUGCUCAUCUAAGAUCAAAUCAGGUCCGCCUGGAGAAGCAGCUCAAUCAGCCACUCAGUUUAUAGCUGAGUUAGUGGCUAAUAAUAUCAUCCUUGAUCUGCACAACUUAUGCAUACACAGUGCUAAAUGGGCUUGGGUUCUUCAUUGUGACCUAGUCUGCAUUAAUCUGGAUGGCAGUUUAUUAGAUGCUUGCGUAAUAGCAUUGAUAACUGCAUUGAAGAAUGUGACCCUUCCAAUUGUCACUUAUGAUGAAGAAUUGGACAAGUUAAUUUGUGACACAGACCAGAAAAGGCCACUUGAGGGCAUUAAACAGCCAGUCACUUCAACAUUUUCCCUGUUUGAAAAUGGCAUUUUAAUUAGCGAUCCGACAUCGGAAGAAGAACAAUUAGCUGCAGGCUUAACGUCCAUCACCAUGGAAGGCACCCUCGUUACACACAUGUACAAACCAGGGGGCUGCACUCUUGAUGAGAAACAGGUAAAAAAAUUGAUUCAGCAAUCAGAAUUAAAAGCCAAGGAAAUUGUAAGAUUGAUUGAAGAGGUUUGCUCGUCAUCAGUUGCAGAACGAUGAAAUUGUUUUCAUCGCUUCUAUUUCUGUGAAAUAAACU